CAUUGUGCACAUUUAGCAGGCACUCUUAUCCAGUGUUACUAAAAGCUGUUGUUACAAUUGGAACUCACCACAGAACAAUGUGAUGGCAUUUUAUCUUCUUAUCACUCUGGGAUUUCGAUUCAUUUCAGCGGAGUCACUUCUGCCUCAACCACAACACGUUGAGGUGGUCUCUUACAACAUGGAUGCCAUAGUUAAGUGGGACGCUCCCCUUACUUCACUGAAAAACCUUACCUACACAGCUGAAUACAGAAUGCCUUCAACUGCCUUCUUCUACACCGUAUGUAAAGCCACCAAAGAGCACAGGUGUGACUUCGGUAAACUUCCCAGUUGCCAUGGAAAUUAUCAAUUCAGAGUGAGGAUAGAGUUAGAGGGAAAUACCUCCAGUUGGGCGGAAACCCCAAACUUCUCUCUUAAGAAAGGAACCGUAAUUGGUCCUCCAAACGUAACCUUGGUCACCAAGGGAGGAGCUAUAGGAGCUGUGGAGGUGAACAUUCAGAAUCCGGUGCUAAAGAUCUCAUCACUGAAAGAAGCCUACAGCAAAGUGGAAUACAAUAUCAGAUACUGGAAGAAGACUGACAAGAAGGAUGUGUCUGAGAGAGAGGUGAUGACUCAGCAACGUGUUAAGCUGAAGCCACUGGAGCCCAACACCAGAUACUGCGUUCAGGUCCAGGUGUACAUACCAAUGCCGCACAACAAUACGGGGCAGUACAGCAAGGCUGCGUGUGUGAUGAGCACCACAAACAACACAACCACAGAUGGGGAGCGAAGGUUGUCUGAGGGCCUGGUAGUCAGUUUGGUGACGGUAGCUGUGGCUUUUCCACUACUACUCCUAGUCCCCUGGGUCAUCUACAAAGGGAAAAGGUUUCUCCAUCCCAAGGUUAAGCUGCCUGAGCAUUUGAAACAGCACCUGAUUGAUUCUCAUCAAUACCCUUUCCUGGCCUCGCAGAUCACCUCUCCUCUACAAGAGAAGUAUGAUCAGAUCAGCGCUCUGUGUGAGGAAAAUCCAUACAAUGUGCUGACUGACAUACCAGAGGACAACCUUUACCAUGUGGAUAGUGGGGUCUCUGUGGAGAUGCCUAAAUACUACAAUGCUGUUGCUGAAAAUGCCAAUUUUGACAUGCCCUACAAGAAUAUCUGACAAUGGUAUCAAGACAUGAGCUACUGUAAUCAUUCUGUAUAUGGGCAUAUGGAAUCUGAGUAUAGCAGGUAGUCAUGAUGGAUUGCAAGCCAUUAACAUUAGCGUGCCCAUUAGGGGCUGAGGCCCCUACCCUUCAACAUAAAUAUUUGAACUUUUAAGUGUUUUUCCUCUUCAAUUUUCCUGCUUACAAAACCGUAUUCAACUUCAUACUUUUUGGUUGCUUUUUUUACAUACUUUAUAUAUACAUACUACCAGUCAAAAGUUUGGACAUACCUACUUAUUCAAGGGUUUUUCUUUAUUGUUAAUAUUUUCUACAUUUUAAAAUAAAAGUGAAGAC
Molecule: messenger RNA, 1475 nt
Organism: Oncorhynchus gorbuscha (pink salmon)
Lineage: Eukaryota; Metazoa; Chordata; Actinopteri; Salmoniformes; Salmonidae
Product: interleukin-10 receptor subunit beta-like
Exons: 7
Coding region: 83-1138 (351 amino acids)
Molecular function (GO): protein binding
Source: RefSeq, a predicted model, not a curated record